AUGGAUGAUAUUCUUGCGCCCAUUCAGGAUGCUUUCGAAGGCCAGAUUGAUUUCAACGGCCAGCGCAUCGCCGAACUGCUUUCUACAGCUCUUUUGAUCAUUUCAGGAGUCGCUGCUUUCCUCAUCGGAUACAUCUACGAAGAUAUACAUUUAACGCUCUGGACUGGUUUGGCGGGCACUUUAGUGACGGCAUUGGCUGUUAUCCCUCCUUGGCCUAUGUACAACAAGCAUCCUGAGAAAUGGCUUGUCCCCACGACAGGGAGUGCGGGUGGCCCAGGCAUCAUGGUUGACGGUGUCAAAGUUGCAUAA
Molecule: messenger RNA, 309 nt
Organism: Aspergillus fischeri NRRL 181
Lineage: Eukaryota; Fungi; Ascomycota; Eurotiomycetes; Eurotiales; Aspergillaceae
Product: signal peptidase complex subunit 1
Exons: 3
Coding region: 1-309 (102 amino acids)
Biological process (GO): protein targeting to ER
Cellular component (GO): endoplasmic reticulum membrane; signal peptidase complex
Source: RefSeq, a predicted model, not a curated record